ACACCAGCUGCCGAGGAAAGGAACCUUCGGGAGCCAUGGCCACCUCUGACAGGCUUCACAGGGACCUCACAGAUGUGCUGGCUUAUUCAUUUCUCUUCACAUGACACUACCAACAUACGCCUGUACAGUCCAUGUCCAUCAGCCAUAGAUCCCGGGACACUCCUGUCAGAGUCAGUUUGAGUCCUGGCCUUUGUCAGAUUGUCACAUACACAGCCAGUGGCGGCACCCACACUCCUGAGACCUGGGUCCUGCUCAAGUUUGGACAGAAGACUUCACGUCUAGAAACCUGAAGAGCCUUAAGGAAAACCUGUAGGAAAUCCUUGACUUGUGCUCAGAACCAGAACGUCCUCAUGGCAGUAUCAGUGGGAACAAGAGUCAUAUCUGAACUCGCUGAUUUACUCACAGAGGAAUUCCUCAGAGAGGAUCUCAAGCGCCUGAUAACUGAAGAUGGAGUCUGGAAGGCAUUUGUGGAGGCAGCAGGGUUGUCAAGCGAGGAGGAAGCUGCACUGCAUGAUGCACUGAAGGAGCGUUUAGCCCAGGAGCCCACCGAUGAAAAGGACAGGCUUGAGAAAAGGAGGUUUUUGGAAGAAUUUCCUGUGUUGAAAAGGAAGCUUGAAGAACACAUCAGGAAGCUUCGAGACCUGGCUGACCAUCUUGACCAGGUGCACAAGGACUGCACCAUCUCCAAUGUGGUGUCCGGCUCUGUCGGCACUGCCUCUGGAGUCCUGGGCAUCCUUGGAUUAGUUCUGGCCCCCUUCACAGGAGGGACCAGUCUGCUGCUCUCAGCAACUGCAGCGGGGCUAGGAGCAACAGCAGGUGUGACAGGUGUCACCACCACCGUUGUGGAAGAAUCAAUCAGAGUGUCAGAUGAGGCUGAAGCCCGGCGCCUGGUUGGGGCCAGCCAGAAUAUAGCUAAGGAGAUUUUUAAUAUCAUCCCUAAGUUCACAUUUAAAUUAAUUAACACAGGUGUGGAUUUAGUCAGUGCCUGGAAAACCAUAGGUCAGCAGAUCCGUGCCAUCAGGGUGGCCAGGGCCAGCUCUCGCUCAGGAACACAGGCCAGGAAUCUCAGAAACUUUGCCCAAGGUUUUGAGCAGGUGAGGAAUGCCUUGUCUGGCUUGGCUCUUCCAAUGACCAGAGGAGCCAGAUUUAGAGCAGCAGGUUUAGGUCUUGUCUCACUUGGAUUGGAUGUGUAUCACCUUGUGACUGACUCAAUGGAUUUGCACAAUGGGGCAACAACAGAGUCAGGGGGAGCGCUGCGGGACCUGGCUCACAAGCUGGAGGAGAAGUUGCGGGAAUUUGAGCAGAUCUACAUGGAUCUGCAGUCAUACCUGUAGCUGGAGUUUUCUCUCCGGGUCCCGCUGAGCCCUGGCAGUCUGACAGCCCACUUAUAAAAUAAACACAGAGAUGCUUAUAUUAUUUACAAACUGUAUAGCCGUGUCAGGCUUCUUGCUAACUGUUCUUAUAUCUUAAAUUAACCCAUUUCUAUAAAUCUAUACCUUGCCACGUGGCUCAUGGCUUACCGGCAUCUUUACAUGCUGCUUGUCAUGGUGGCAGCUGGCAGUGUCUCCCUCACUCAGCCUUCCACUCCCCAGAAUUCUCCUCUCUCCUUGUCCCGCCUACUUCCUGCCUGGCCACUGGCCAGUCAGUGUUUCAUUUAUACAGAACGAUAUCCACAGCAAUACCUGCCUCAGGGGCCCCCCUCCCUCAAGGAGCUAAGAGUCCAGGGGAGAUGACAUGUACAGGGGUGGGGAUAAGGAGGCAUACAACAUAGUCUGAGUCUAGGGAACUGACUGUUGAGGAGUUUGUAUUUCUAUGUCCAAGCACAGCAAGGUCAAUGCAGACAGCCAGUGACUCACAGAGAAGACAGAAACUGGAGUCUAAAAUGAAGGGCCAGAGUGGGAAUGGG
This is a messenger RNA of Peromyscus eremicus (cactus mouse), 1906 nucleotides long. Its product is annotated as apolipoprotein L3-like. Gene Ontology annotation, biological process: lipoprotein metabolic process; lipid transport. NCBI's taxonomy places the organism in Eukaryota, Metazoa, Chordata, Mammalia, Rodentia, Cricetidae. The record is from RefSeq and is a predicted model, not a curated record. The transcript has 5 exons. Gene Ontology annotation, cellular component: membrane; extracellular region. Bases 351 to 1334 code for a protein of 327 amino acids. Gene Ontology annotation, molecular function: lipid binding.